Molecule: messenger RNA, 963 nt
Organism: Didymosphaeria variabile
Lineage: Eukaryota; Fungi; Ascomycota; Dothideomycetes; Pleosporales; Didymosphaeriaceae
Exons: 4
Coding region: 1-963 (320 amino acids)
Biological process (GO): carnitine biosynthetic process
Cellular component (GO): mitochondrion
Molecular function (GO): trimethyllysine dioxygenase activity; iron ion binding
Source: RefSeq, a predicted model, not a curated record
AUGUACUAUCUUCGGCUCCGGCAACUUGCUGAUGAGGUCUUGCGGGAUGCGAAGGACCUCGAAGCGCUGCACUCGCAGGUUAAACACUUGAGAAAACGCUUAAGGUCAACACGAUUAUUGCUAGAGGGCGGUCCAUGGUCAGUCACCAAGCACUGGAACUUGCCUCCUCCACCAAUAGAUGAGGUCAAGCUCGAGAAUGACUACUUCCGCGUGGGAUCGCAGAAGGUGACAUAUACGGACGGAGCGACGGCCACCACAGCCGCUAUGACAAAGACUUUCUCAGAGAAGCUGGAGCAGACAGCCCGCUUCGGCUUCUGCUACAUCACCGACGUGCACCCCACGCCCAGGGCCACGGAAGCCCUCCUCAAACGCAUCGCCUUCAUUCGUGAAACCCACUACGGCGGCUUCUACGACUUCACCGCCGACCUUGCGAAGGCGGACACGGCGUACACUAACAUCGCGCUGGGCGCACACACGGAUAACACAUAUUUCACCGACCCAGCAGGCCUGCAGGCCUUCCACCUCCUGAGCCACACCGACGGCGAGGGCGGCGCGUCACUGUUGGUAGAUGGGUUCAAAGCCGCAGAGGAUCUGCUGAAGGAAGAUAAAGAGGCUUAUGAUGUGCUGGCCACGGUGAAUGUUCACGCACACGCUUCCGGCAACGACGGCAUAUCCAUCCAACCAUAUCGGGGCUUUCCCGUCCUCGAACACGAUGUCGAAACCGGAGCCCUCCUCCGCGUCCGCUGGAAUGUGGCGGACCGUUCCAGUAUCGAACUCCCCUUGUCCGAGGUCGGCACGUGGUACGCCGCAGCCCGCAAAUUCGACGCUAUUCUCAAAAGAAAACAGAAUGAGUAUUGGGAGCAGCUGAAGCCGGGGACGGUACUUGUUUUCGAUAAUUGGAGGGUAUUGCAUGGGAGAAGUAGUUUUACGGGGAAGAGGAGGAUUUGUGGGGGGAUAUGUUAA